Blepharisma stoltei is the source of this 849-nucleotide messenger RNA. Lineage: Eukaryota; Ciliophora; Heterotrichea; Heterotrichida; Blepharismidae. The record is from the annotation of a GenBank genome assembly.
AUGGGAGCAAUGCAAAUCAAAGAGCGAAUUCGCUUGUCAAAAAGCAAAAACAUCCAUGUCAAAAAUGCCUCAAAACUAAAUCAAAAGCGCAGAAGCGUUAUAAUAAAUCAGCCAUCAAACACAGAUAGGGAGCCAAAAUUGCUUAUACUAGAGAACAAUGCAGGCAUAAGAUGCAAAUCCUCAGCUGAUAUAUUAAGAACAGAACCUAAACCUAGCGCCAUCUUUAUAAACGAUCCAGUUUCAAACCCAAUUGAUUCAAAUUACACUGGGAACUAUGAACAAACAAUAAAAUUAUCCAAUGCUAGAAGGAAAAGUGCUUCUAAUCCCGUGUCUUCUGAUUUUUUUCAAAAGAUUGACAGAAAUAACAAUAGAAAGCCAACAAUUUUAGGAAAAGAAGAACUUAUUUAUAUUCAAAAUGGAAGCAUUAAAAGCCCAAAGUUAGAUCAUCAGUUUGUAUCUACAUCGACGUUUAAAUUAUUUUCACCGACCGCAAACGAUAAAAAGACCAUUGAGCCAAAACAAAAAUUAGAAGAAAAAAUUGUCCAAUCACAUAGAAGGGUCUUUAGUGAUGGGAACGCUGAAAAUUUAUUAUUUAACAAUAAUGAAGGAAGACUUGUAAAGAAUUUUGUACCAAAAAUUCCAAAUGGUCUAAAAAAAAAAAAGAGAAAAACCUUUCAUAUACCAAAAACUACAGAUAUUCAUAUAAAGCUUAAAGCUUGUUAUAAUAAAGAGCAUACCCAGGAAGAGGAAAAUUUUAAAUUAAUCCAAGCUUUAAAUUUAAAAAAUAAAGCAGAAAAUGAAUGAACAUGAAGAGGAAAGCAUGGGCUGUUAAAUAGUUUAAAUUCUUAG